AUGUCCAUUUACUUUUACGAGCCCUUCUACAACAUUGACCGUGUAUUUGACCGGCUCUUCGAGACUGCUUUCCCGCAGAAUGGAGAAAGCUCUAAUGCGGCGGGGAGGCCAAUACAUCCAAAAAUGGACCUCCAUGAAGAUGCCUUGAAGAACACGGUCACUGCGAAUUUCGAGCUCCCGGGCCUCAGAAAAGAGGAUGUCAACGUUGAUGUCCACGAUGGUCGCUUGACGAUAUCGGGUGAGAUAAAAGCUUCCUCUGAGCACCAAGAGGAAGGAUACGCUGUCCGCGAAAGAAAAUCUGGCAAGUUCUCGCGUAUGUUGCGGGUACCUCGAGGUGUAAGGGAGGAAGACAUCAAAGCCUCGAUGAACGAUGGCGUUCUGACGGUGACGUUCCCAAAAACGACCCCAGAGGCCCAACCAAAGAAGAUUACCAUCUCCUAUAAUCAUGAAUGUCAGGCAAAAAUUUUACAAUUUGCUCAUCUUCAUUGA
Molecule: messenger RNA, 489 nt
Organism: Lentinula edodes (shiitake mushroom)
Lineage: Eukaryota; Fungi; Basidiomycota; Agaricomycetes; Agaricales; Omphalotaceae
Product: HSP20-like chaperone
Exons: 4
Coding region: 1-489 (162 amino acids)
Biological process (GO): protein complex oligomerization; response to salt stress; response to heat
Source: RefSeq, a predicted model, not a curated record